UAAAAUUCUCAUAGUUACUACUGUAAAUUUGAAUUUAUACCACACUCAACGAUCAAGAAUUUGUUCAUUCGUUAAAAUUCAUCCACAACAAAACACCACACAUCAAAAAUGUCGAUCAUACGUUGGUUCAUCAUGGAAAUGUUUCCAUAUAAGAAUCUAGAUUGUAUGAGCGUUUAUCUGCAUCGAACUAAAGAUAUUCGUCUGAUGAUAAAAAACGAUGGCCAAUCUAGUUCAUGUGAUUCGGCUCGAUUAAUCAAUAAAUUAAUUUGGUACCAGAUUCUAGAAUUGAUCCGUUAUGGCUUCAUAUAUGCAAUGCCUUUAUCACAUAAACAACGUAUCGUUAUGUUUGAUAUAUUCUAUUUGUACAAUAUGAGCAAUUUAAUGAACAUAUUGGCCAUAAUAGUGACCAUAUUGGGAAUUUAUUUGCUUAAAAAACUUUAUUAUGAAUUACCUGAACGACUAUCAACAAUGAUCAAUUGGAUUGUAUUUAAAAAAGAUUGUCGUUAUUUUAUCCAUAAGAAUCAUAAACAAAACAAUGUUUGUUGUUAUAUUCGUGGUAAAUUGAACGAAUCAAUAAUGCAGAAUCAAAUUUUUGUCAUAUGUUUAGAUUUGUUUACACUCUAUUCAUUGUAUAUAGCCAUCAAUUUUAUUGUAUACACUGAACGUGAUUAUUUUCUCGUUAUGGACCAAUAUUAUGAAUCAUCAAUAUGGAUGAUCAUAAUAAGAUAUGUGAAGAUUGUCCUAAGAAUAACCAUAUUAUUCAUCAAUGUUAUCAUGUUUGAUUGUGCUAAUAUUAUGAUGGCUCAUUGUUAUAUGUUUAUCAUUUAUCUCUUUGUAUUCAUUAGUUAUACAUUUUUCUUGAAAUUAGAUCAAAUCAAUCAAAUAUUGAAUAUUGUUCAACAACGAACGAAAAUCAAAAUGAAUCCAAUUGAAUAUCGUAAAACAUUGUUAUAUUUUUUUCAUUUACAUGGCCACACAUUGGAUCAUAUGAAUCGUGUUGGAUCAUAUGAAUCGGAUUUAUUCACCGGUUAUUUACUAGCUAAUCUACCGAUGAAUUUAUUGUUAAUUAUCACCACAUUUUUUCUACGUAAAAAUCAAUUAAUUGAACAGAAAGGCCUAUACUUUUUCUGUACAUUGGUCAUUUUGCAACAAAUAAUCGGCUUUUUCAUCGUUCAUUUAUUAUGUACUAUUUAUACGAUAAAAAUUCAUAAAUGUUCACGACCAUUAAUUUAUUUGUUUGCACAUUAUUAUAAAUAUGAGCCCAUUCAAUUACGAUUACGUCAUAGUAAUUAUAUUGAAAGAAUGCAUAACAAUAAACGCCUAGGACUAACAUUAGGUGGAAUACAAUUAAUGAAUAUGCGUUUCUUCAUUCAGUUUCUUUUGUAUUAUAUACAAGGUUUACUCAUGACUUAUUCGCUUCUAAAUUAUGGAACAAUUUAAUCAU
This is a messenger RNA of Dermatophagoides farinae (American house dust mite), 1444 nucleotides long. The record is from RefSeq and is a predicted model, not a curated record. Lineage: Eukaryota; Metazoa; Arthropoda; Arachnida; Sarcoptiformes; Pyroglyphidae.